Rattus norvegicus (Norway rat) is the source of this 8072-nucleotide messenger RNA. NCBI's taxonomy places the organism in Eukaryota, Metazoa, Chordata, Mammalia, Rodentia, Muridae. The record is from RefSeq and is a predicted model, not a curated record.
GGAAUUGCUACUGAUGGGUUAGAAAGAUGAUCAGAAGUGCUCACAGUGGUCAUCACUUGGCCAGAAGACAACUGAGUUCUGUUGGAAUGCAGGGCAGUACAAGGAGACUUUGUUCUAGUUUUUCAUGUAUUUGCUUGGUACAAUAUUAUCUGAGAUAAGCAAGGAGAGACACAGUGACUCACAAUCAAGCAGUGUAGCAAGCAGUAUGGUAGUGUGGCAAUGGCCAGUCCUGGUGACUCUUUUUUCUGUCUUCCUCCUCUCUUGGAGGCAUAUUGGUAAAUUAGACUCUAUCUGACAGUUGGGAGAUAAUCUUUAUGCUUUUAAGUAGAGAUGAAUUAAGAAUCCCAAGUUUGUGUUUCUGUCUAACCAGCGGGGGGAUACUAAGCAGUGAAGGAAUCCCUCUUAGAACUUCCUGUUCUUUCAAUGCUUCAUAGAUCUUGAGUAGAACCAAAUGAGUUACUGGUAGACACUUCCUAAUUAAUUUGCUCACAUGAGUGCAUAAUUUAUUUUUCAUACAAAUUAUUGAAUCCCUUCACAUUUUGUCGUUACAGUUCUGUGCCUUCCGCUAUCCCACCAAUUGCUAUCCUGUGUAGUUCAAACUGAUGUGUGUGUAGAAUCCUCAUCUAUAAUCAUCAGAACUGUACACUCAGUCAAAAAGCAAUUAAGCAAUGUGUCUGUGGCCAUGUAUAUUUUGCACUCUGCUAAUUUAAAGUUUGUUAAUGAUAUGUCUGAACUAAGUUGUUUCUUAUAAAUAGGUUUAUUUUACUUCUCCAAAUGUCCUAAUUAUUGGAAAAUCAUCUCUUUUCCCUAGAGAUAAUCAAUAGGCUGUAAUAUAAAUACAGUAUCACUUUUUGAAAAUUAGUCACAAUAUUUUCAGAAAUCCAUAGAAAAAUCAUUGAUAACAAGUGAUAAUUCACGCUAUAGUCUAUAAAACUUCCUUGCUGAGGCCAAAGGGUGGCAAGGUGCACGUGCGUUUCUUUGGGUGAAGAUAUGCACUGACAUGCAUGAGCCCAUCAAAUAGCUUGAGAAGUCACUAUCCCUUUAAUGUGUAAAAACACAAUGUGUCUAUGGAUAGAUUUACUUUGGCAGUAUUUGAACAGGAUUAAUGUGGGUGCCAACAGGAACCAAAAUUUCAACUUUGUCAAAAGACAACUCACAAAUCCUGUUACAUUUUAGCAAAGAAGGCUUCAUCCUCUUUCCCCUUAAUGGAUUUUACAAUAUUCUUUAAAUUUUUAUUGUACUUUGUGUAUGUAUGAGUGACUUCAUGUAAUGUGUACAUAUAUCAUGCACAUGACUAGUGCUUGUGGGGGCUAGAGACAGGCAUCAGAUGCCAUGGAACUAGGGUCAGAGGCAGUUGUGAGCCACCUUAUAGACACUGGGGACUGAGUCCAGAUCCUUACGCUAAGUGCCAUCUUCCCAGUCUCUACUGUUCCCUUUAACACAUCAUUUCAUUUUUGAACUUAUAUAAAUGUUUAUUUUGUCGAUGUUCUAUUUUAUAUAAAAUAUGGGUGUAAAAUUCUAAAAUAAUACAUGAUUUAAAACCUUCAGGAUGAUGACUGAGAGGAAACUGUCCAAUUAGCAGCCUAACAAAAAGCAUUUGGAGGCAUUUAAGUAGGUGGAAGGAGACUUAAAAAUUAUAAGGCUUUCAUAAUUCCUUUCAAAAGAGAUCCCAGUAUUCAUGGUGAAUAUUUUAAUACAUUCUUCAAUAUAUACUCAAAUUCGGAGAUUACAUUCCAGCUUAGAGUCUAAAAUUAAAUAGCACAUGGCUUUAGUUAAUCAACAUUUGAACUAGAAAUAUUGGAAUAGAAGUAUGUCCAGAUAUAAUUUUUCCUGAAUAUAAGAAAGUUGUAUCAUUGUCAGACAAUUAUGAAACUUGAGAGAGAUGUCUUGGUUACUGUUCCAUUGCUGUGAGCAGACACCAUAGCAACACUUAAAACAGAAAGCAUUAAAUUGGGGCUGGCUUACAGUUUCAGAGAUUUAGUUCAUUACCAUCCUGUUAGGGAACAUGGCAGCAUGCAGUUAGACAUGAUGCUAGAGAAGUAUCUAAGAGUUUUAUAUCUGGAUCCACAGGCAUUAGGAACAGAGGGACACUGGGCUUGACUUGGGCUCAAAGCACAUCCCCAAUGGCAUACUUCCUUUAAUAAGGCUACACCUCCUAAUCCUUCUCAAGUAGGGUCAUUCCCUGAUGACUAAGCAUUCACAUAUAUGAUAUUACAGUGCCAUUUUUAUUCAAACAACUACAAGAAAAUCAGCAGGUAAGGAAGAAUGUAAGUAAUAGCUAAAACAUUUUAAAAUCAUAAUUGAAAGAAAAUAAUUUGCUGUGGGAAAGCUUAGAAUGUGACUUGAAAAGUAUAAUACUAAGCGAUGGGUUAAUUUUGAGACAGAAUAUGAAAUUUAGGAAAGGGCCCACGAGUGAAAAAUAAAGGAGAUUGGUUGUGCAGUGAUCAAGGCUGGUCCAGAAAAGAAAAUAUUAGCAAAUCUACAGAAGCCUGGAGUGAUUUGGUGACAAGGAUACAGGGGGUACUUACAUGAAAAAUAACAUGCUUUAGAAAAUGUAGAGCAAAGCAUAGAGGAGGGCAGAGGUUGAGGGAAUGGUGAGGAGACUGGCCUGCAUUUCCUUCUCCAGUUGUACGAACUGCAGGAAAAUAGAUGACAGGUAUUUAUCAGAGGAGUACCCCCAGCCCCAGCAUACUCAGCUAACCCAUACAUGGAUAACUGCUGUCAUUUAGAUAGAAGGUUCAGAGGUGUAUAUGAGAUGUAAGGUUUUUGAUGAUUCAAAGUUAGUUCUGGUCUGACUUUGACCAUAGUGUGGACAAACAACACUCCACUGAAAAAGGAUAUGUAUUCUGUGUGUUUACUCUUAGAUGUAUGCUAAACACAUUGUUGUCUCAUUGGCUGAGGUAAAGUUUGUUGUCAUUGCUUUUGCUUUUGCUUCAAAGAGAAGGAAAAUGUAUUAUCCAUUCCAUUUUCUGCAUUUCAGCGGUAACAGCACAGCAUUUUUUACUAUCACCAGGAGUCAGGCUACAAAUGCUGACAGUGCUCACUCUGAGCUACACCAAGAACUUGGCUUGACUUCUGUUCAUCUCGGCUAAACCCAUAAAUUACCAAGGAUUUAUAAUCUUAGGUGUCCUGACCCACCGUUGUUUUACACUACUUUAAAUAUUACUUACAUAAUCAUAUUUAUUUUUGCUAUUUGUGGAGCAUUGGCUUUCCUUAUUUUUUUUGUAUUUUUUCAUUUUUUCUAUGACAAACACCUGCCUUUUAAAAACUAAUUGCAGCAUUAUGUCCAUUCAUAAGUGUUUACCCAUUUUAAAAGUACAAGUUGUUGAUGCGGACUGGCCACACCAAUGUAGGAAGCUCAGAUCACUCAGGUUUUGUGCUCACAAGUAACUGCUUCCACCUUCUCCCUCCAGGAUAACUCCAGGUGAUAGCUAUCCUAAUAGCAGUUAAUGACUUUAUGAAGUCUCACAUGCAGAAUGUUCUCAUCUGGUUCCUUCAUUACAUAAAUACAUGAAAUAAUUUGACAUGAAAAAGAAUCAAUUUUUGAUAUGCCCCCAUUUGCUCACUACUAUUAUUGAGACUGAUUCAUAUUUUAUACAGAUUGGUAUUUAAGUUAUAGGUUUAUUCCAUUGUGGAAAGUGGUUUACUACAACGUAUAUACAUGUUCCAUCGUUAAUGGCAUGGUUUCGGUCUCAUUUUUUUAACUGAUGCAUAACUGUUCAUAUUUCUGGGGAAGUGUGACAUUUGAUAUAUGUCCAAACUGUAUAGUGAACAAAUCAAGACAAUUUAGCAUCAUGUCACUUUAAACAUUAUUUCCUAGUCAUCUAUUCAUCUUUUAAAUGAAGAUUUGUAUUCACUUAAAUUUUUUAAAAUAUUUUACUAACUUUAAUCUUCAUAAUAAUUUUUAAAGUACCAUUAAUUUAAUGUUACAAAGGAAGGGAUGAGGCAGAGAGAGAUUAAACAAGUUGCCCAAGAGUGUGGGACAAUCAUUUGACAAGAAAUAGACUUGGAAAAUAACUGUCUGACUCCAAUUAUCCAAUCAAAGUUGAAGUAGAUAAGUCAAUCAACAUGCAAAAACAAAUUCCAAUAUAGGACAUAACAAAUGAAGACUACACAAAAUUAGCAAUUGUUAUAAUUUAGAAAACACUCCUUCUUCUGUUGUAGGAAAAAAUUCAUUAGUAAUUCCUGUUACAUCACUGGUAAGAGGGGCUUUCUAAUUCUCUGGAUGUUUACUCACGCUGCUUCUACGAUUCCAACAUAAAAAUGGAUUGUUGCUGAGUGUGGGAGAAAGGCAAGCAUAUUGGAAGAGUCAGAGGACUGGGAGAACUGCUGGGAAAUAGUGUUUUCUGGAUAGGACAGGGAGGCUGCACCCAUGAACUAUCAAUGGUAUGAUUAUCUAAACAUGGCCUGUAGAAGACCACGCCAGUCAAUACCAUAGCAUAGAUGAGAGAAAGGCUCACAAGUCUCCCCUAACCCAGCUGAGAUCUACAACCAGACUGGGGCUACUGAAAAUUAAAGCCUGUUUUCUUUAGAACAAGCUCCCUGCUAGGUAAGCAGCCCAUACAAAAAUGAUUAGCCCUAUACUCAUUACACUUAUCAUAUUUAUAUAUGACAUAUGUCUUCUUAUGUAUAUUAUAUGAGAAGAUUACAUGUAAUUAAGAGGUGGAUGUAGAUGGGCAGAGACAUGACGAGAGGAGUUCUUAAAUAACCCUAUGGAGUUUUCUUUAAAGGCAAAGACUUUCCAGAUGCUGUGAUUUCAGUCACCAAAAAGCAGAAAAAGUCACGAAAAGUUGACUCCUACCUACCGGAAAGAAAUCAUCAGUUUUUGAAAAUUUGGCUUAAAAAAUACCCGUGGCUUGUGUAUGAUGAACUAUUAAACCUUAUGUUCUGUGUCCUGUGUCGUAAGCAUGGGGUAAUGUCAGGGGGGAGUACAGUAAGUUUUUUCUAUGGCACGGACAACUUUAGAGCUGAAUUUCUCAGUGCUCAUCACUUUAGUGAAGCCCACGCCAAGGCAUCACUCAUGGAAGCAACUAGUGAUUCUCCAGUGAACCGAGCUGCCACUGAACUGAUGGUAAGAACCAUGAGCAAAGUGACUCUGGGAAGAGUGGAGAACUUAUUUAGAUCAUGCCAUGCCCUAGUAAAGACCGGACAUUCCCUCAGAGAUUUUAUUUGGAUGUGUAAGUUGGAUGAUAUGAAGGGUGUUGAUAUUGGCCCAGUCUUCAGAACUAACAAAUCAGCAAGAACAUUUACAUAUUUCAUUGCUGAAGUAGAGAGGAAAAACCUAAGAGAAAAACUAGAAAAAAGUAACUUUUUCUCUGUCAUCACUGAUGGGACUGUAGACAGUCUAGGCAAGGAAGCCAAAAUGGUUUAUGUUCAAUUUGCACAUGCAGGAAAAGUGCAAUGCCAGAUUGUUGGGAUACAGCCAGUAGAACGAAAGGACCCUUUAACGAUAAAAAAUGCUAUUGAGAAAACUCUAGAGACAAAUCUUCAUCUUAAGCUGUCAAGCCAAGACUUGGUGAAGAAGCUGGUUGGUUUUGGAAGCGAUGAUUACCCUGGAAUAGAGGGAGAGAACAGAGUAUCUCUGCUUUUGAGAGAAAUGCAGCCAUGUGUGCAAAGUAUGUAUUGCUUUGCACAUCAUCUAGAACUGUCUUACAGAGAGAUGUUCCAGACUGUCCCUCUCUACAACAACCUUGAGGCACUCCUCACCGAUAUUUACCAUUUCUAUCACAACUCUCCUCUCCUCAAGAGUUCUCUGAUAACUGCCUUCAGGGGCCUCCACCUCCAACCUGUGAUGCCUUCUCAAAUAAGAGGGAGGCGGUGGUUUCAUGGAAUGCAAGCAGCCCUCCAGAACUUUCUCAAAGGAUACCCAGCAAUUGCCCAGCAACUGCAUUCAGUAGGCAAAGGCAAAGACGAUACCAGUCAACAGAAAGCCAACAGACUUCUAGAACUCAUUCUCCGAGCAGACAUCAUCAAGUUUGCUCACUUCCUGACAGACAUCCUUAGUAUCCUUAGCCUUCUGUCCCAUGCCAGUAGGAACAGAAAUUCUUCCAUUGCCGAUGUAUCUGCUUCCUUGGAGUCAACACUGGAAAUGCUCCAGAUAUAUCAAUCAAGACCAGGGCCAAAAGAACGCAGGGUGGAAUCAACCACACACUUUCACGGUAACAGCCUCAGGGGGAAAGAAAACAUUUCGACCGUGAGAAAGGCGGUUUUAACACAUCUUAUUGAGAGAUUGCGAGGCUGUUUUAGAGAUGCCAGCCUUGAUGUGGUGAGAGCAACUGUGAUUGGAAGCUUUAGACUGUGGCCUACAAAGAUGAAUCAAGAAUUUGGAGUAAAAGAGAUAUCCAUCCUGAUUUCACAUUACCAACCAGUUCUAGAAGCUGCCAGUGUGAAAACUGAUGAGGUACAUACCGAAUGGAGCACAUUAAAAUUAGAAAUAUAUGCCAGGUCAGUAAGAAAGCAAACUGAAUGGACUGGCGUGUAUCAGCACAUGUAUCAUACAAGAUCGGUCUCUCAAUCUUUCGUGUCCUUCAUCUUCCCUCCUAGGUUUCAGAACAUUCGAAAGCUGACCUGGGAUUUUGUAAACUCCACUUAUUCACAUAAGUAUCCGAAUGUUCUGAUGCUUGUUGACUUGGUGCUGGCCCUCCCUGCCAGCUCGGCAGAACCAGAACGCGGGUGGAGUCAGAUGAAAUGCACCCACUCACGCAUGGAGGAGAAAAUCAAGACUGAAACCAUGACAGACAUCCUAACCAUUCAGCUGAACUCUCCAAACAUUAGCAGUUUUGACCCUAGGAAAGCUAUUCAUUUAUGGAAUUCGCAGACACAAUCUCGGAGCGCUCACAGGGGACCGAAUCUUGACAGCCCAUCAACAUCAGAGAGCGAAGACGAAAGCGACGAGCAGUGCGACUUAGGUUGACUUUGUUACACAUGGCAGCAAAAAUAAAUUAACUCAAGAACAAUCGAAGUCGCAGCCAGUCUUUGCCUCAAACACAAAAGACACUUGGCAUUUUCCAAACAUGCAAAGAGACACAAAGCAAAAAGAAAAAAAAAAGAAAAAAGAAAAGAAAAAGAAAACAAAUCCAGGGUCAUUUCCUGUGCUUAUGUGUUUAAUGCUUUUGCUUCAGGACGUCGGUGAGGCUGGUGCUUCUAGGCAGUAUUUCAAUGGCAUCUUUCCGUGUGUUUUCUCUAAGGGCGAGCACACUGCUGAUCGUGGUUAUCUAGACUUGCCAUAAAGCCAACUCCUGUUCCCAGACCAUUCUUAACUCUAGUUGCAGUGGGUAGCUAACAGGGCUAAACUGAUAGAAAGUCUUUUAAUUAAUCUUUGGAAAACUUUAUCUUUGAAACUGUCAUCCUGUGGAAUCUGAAAGUCAUAUGCCUAAAUGCCUAUGACAUCGAAUGACAAGGUCAAACAUUAAAAUGUUUUCCACAUUUCACACUAUGGUCUCCAUAUAAACAAUUCCUAGGGUACACUGAAGAUGCUGUUUUGCAGCAUUUUGCUUCCUAAUGUAGCCAUUAGAGAGCAGGAGAACAUAUCUUACAAUCACCAGAAUUUGCAAGUGCUUUGUUACUCUUUGCAGUUUUAGUAGAUUUUGUUUGUGGUCCUAUCUUGAAUAACAUCGCUGAUUUACGUCUUAUAUCUGAAACCCAGUGUGGUCUCACUUAAACCUUUAUUUAAAGGGGCAUUUUUUACCCCUGGAAUUGUUCUCCUGACUAAUACCAAAUACUUCAGGAAAAUUAAAAUGACACAAAAUUCAUCAUGGAAUUACCUGUCGGUGGUUCAUUAUAUCAAGAGAAUAAGAGUGAACUACUACUACUCAAACCGCUACCUUACAAACAUGGGAUUGUACAUGUGCUUUUAACCACUGACAUUUUAAAGUGAUAGCUGCAUUUCUCUAAAGAUUAGAAUAAACCAUAAGGUUCAUGUGGACUCUCAGGUACAGUGAAAACUCAGAUGCAAAUGGAAACUUUAGGAAUCUAUGUCGAAUAAAAAAGAACAACUAAAAGAAAGAACAGCUCUCUGCCGUGCACCUCCCAGAUACAAGGAUAUAUAGAACUGGUCUCCCGUAACUCUAAAA